GAUGUCAUCGCGAUUCGUGUAACAAUUCAUACCACAGGCAAGUUCUUCGAAGACGACGAUCGCAGUGGAAACCAUGCCUCGAUCUACCUUCUCACAUCAAUUAAUCAGUUCGCCUUAACAUGACGAAAUUAGGAGCAGACGCUACAAUGGGCACAUUUCAAGCCACAUAUUGCAGGUACCAACAAACAAACAGUUCACUAAGAGACUUCGAUCUCACAGCUACCAGUCAAGGUUUAAAAGUUGGGCAAAUUUUACAGCUCGUCUAUAAUAAUGGGCGUGACAAGUAUCAGCUUGCUCGCAGCGGCUUGGGCUGUAGACACUGGGUAAAAACCGUUAUCAGGGACUUAGAUGGUGCCGGAUUUGUCUCAUCAAGAAGUCGUGUUACAACCGAAGAUGCUGUUAAUGGCUUGAGAUAUAACUACUCGAAAGGCAAACAACCCGUGUUAGAAGAGAUGGAUCCGGGUACUUUCGUAGCAGAUAAAAAUAAAGCCAAGGGGAAAAAGAGCACUGAUACAAAAGGCACGGGUUCCGGUUCCGAGCCUGGAAGACGUCGUUAAACGAAACGAAGGUUUCAAGGCAAUAUUAUAGGAAUUUUGGCUAUACGAGUAUUUUGGAAUAUCA
Botrytis cinerea B05.10 is the source of this 621-nucleotide messenger RNA. RefSeq lists its product as hypothetical. The transcript has 2 exons. The record is from RefSeq and is a predicted model, not a curated record. NCBI's taxonomy places the organism in Eukaryota, Fungi, Ascomycota, Leotiomycetes, Helotiales, Sclerotiniaceae. Bases 120 to 557 code for a protein of 145 amino acids.